Cucurbita moschata (crookneck pumpkin) is the source of this 1990-nucleotide messenger RNA. RefSeq lists its product as uncharacterized. Gene Ontology annotation, cellular component: membrane. The record is from RefSeq and is a predicted model, not a curated record. Bases 130 to 1701 code for a protein of 523 amino acids. Gene Ontology annotation, biological process: transmembrane transport. Lineage: Eukaryota; Viridiplantae; Streptophyta; Magnoliopsida; Cucurbitales; Cucurbitaceae. Gene Ontology annotation, molecular function: transmembrane transporter activity. The transcript is spliced from 3 exons.
GGAAAAAGACUAAUUAAAGACGAGGGACUGGAACAUGCAAUUGGAGGGAGGGAAUCCAAUUGGCAUAUAAAAGCGGGUGUCAACUACGAAUUCUAGCCUAAAUUCGCGGGCGCCGAGGGAGGGACCGAGAUGAAGUCCGAGACGGUGACAUUGAUUCUGGUAAACCUCGCCGGAGUAAUGGAGAGGGCCGACGAAUCUCUGUUACCUGGUGUAUACAAAGAGGUCGGUGCCGCCUUGCACACCGGUCCUACUGGUCUCGGUUCCUUGACUCUCUUCAGAUCCAUCGUUCAGGCCUCUUGCUAUCCCUUGGCUGCUUAUUUGGCCGUGCGCCAUAACCGAGCUCAUGUCAUUGCUCUCGGCGCUUUCCUCUGGGCCGCCGCUACGUUUCUCGUUGCCGUUUCCUCUACAUUCCUUCAGGUCGCUGUUUCAAGAGCAUUGAAUGGGAUUGGCCUUGCAUUAGUUGCACCUGCCAUCCAGUCCCUCGUCGCAGAUUCAACAGAUGACCAUAACCGUGGUUUGGCUUUUGGAUGGCUUCAAACGACUGGCAACUUAGGCUCCAUUAUUGGCGGGUUGUGUUCAAUAAUAAUAGCUCCAAUAACAAUUAUGGGAAUCCCUGGUUGGAGAAUUGCAUUUCAUCUUGUUGGACUAAUCAGUGUUGUUGUUGGCAUUCUAGUCCGUCUCUUUGCACACGAUCCACAUUUUUCAGACAACGGCAUGAAAACUGGUAAUCGUAUUCCACCCCAUAAUUCCUUUUGUUCUGGAGUCAAGGACUUGGUACAGGAAUCAAAAUCAGUUAUAAGGAUUCCAUCCUUUCAGAUCAUAGUAGCGCAGGGUGUCACAGGUUCAUUUCCCUGGUCAGCCUUGUCAUUUGCAACAAUGUGGUUGGAACUCAAGGGCUUCUCCCAUGAGAAGACUGCUUUUCUGAUGGGCCUGUUUGUGAUUGGAAACUCUCUUGGAGGCUUGUUUGGAGGUAAAAUGGGAGAUAUCCUCUCCACACGUUUCCCAGAUUCCGGGAGGAUUAUUCUGGCACAAAUCAGCUCAGCGUCAGGCAUUCCUCUAGCUGCAGUUCUUCUGCUCUUCUUGCCGGAUGGCCCAUUUACAGCAGUUCUCCAUGGACUAGUCUUGCUCAUUGUGGGGUUUUUCAUUUCUUGGAAUGCUCCAGCUACAAAUAAUCCUAUUUUUGCAGAAAUAGUUCCCGAAAAAUCUCGGACAAGUGUCUAUGCUUUAGAUCGAUCUUUGGAAUCUAUUUUGUCAUCAUUUGCUCCUCCUAUUGUUGGGAUUCUGGCUCAGCAUGUCUAUGGAUAUAAGCCCGUUAAGAGAGGAUCUAGUGAGACUGAAGAGAUUGGCACAGAUAGGGGGAAUGCAGCAUCAUUAGCCCGGGCAUUAUACACAGCAAUAGGAAUUCCAUUGGCUCUCUGUUGUUUUAUAUACUCGUUUCUGUAUUGCACUUAUCCAAGAGAUAGAGAACGAGCACGUAUGGAAGUUUUAAUUGAAUCAGAGAUGCAACAAAUAACUUCUGAAUGGCCAACUUCAGGUUCUCCAUUCUCUCAAGUUCAUUUAUCAGAGUCAGGUGAGCUACAUUCUAGAGACAGAGAAGUCAUUGAUAUGGACUAUAAAGAAGAGGAUGAUCUAGAUUUCGAUGAUGACGAAAAGACAGCCCUUUAUAGCCAGUGGACAAUUUCAAAUUUUCUCAAACAAUAGCCUUCCGAGGGAAUGUACUCUGUUAUGUAUUUUCUGAGACCAGAAAAGCUACUCCAUUUCACGUACUGGGCUUCAAUCUUGAUGGUCGGGAAGUAUUAUAAUUUUUAUUUAUGGAAUUCUCUGCAAUUCAAAACAGAAGAUGAGUGCUCUUGCAGUUUUUACAUGCGUAUGUUCAACCAAAUUUGUACAGUGGAAUCAAACUCGUCUCCUCAUAUUGGUGUAACACAGUCGCUAUUCUUAUUUGUUUUCGCCAUUGGAAGGAAUAUAAAAUGUGUUAUAUAUUUACUAA